Molecule: messenger RNA, 6765 nt
Organism: Bombyx mori (domestic silkworm)
Lineage: Eukaryota; Metazoa; Arthropoda; Insecta; Lepidoptera; Bombycidae
Gene: ClC-a
Product: chloride channel protein 2
Exons: 23
Coding region: 578-3433 (951 amino acids)
Biological process (GO): transmembrane transport; chloride transport
Cellular component (GO): plasma membrane
Molecular function (GO): voltage-gated chloride channel activity
Source: RefSeq, a predicted model, not a curated record
AUCCAAAAUGUGGUCAUGAGCACAUGUAUUGAUUGCAAUUCGCAAUAAAUACAUAAUAAUUAUUUUCAUAAGAUUUAUUUUUCAAAUAACAAAUAAAUAAAUAAAUUAAGUUAACAAUAAUAUUUUACAUGGUAAACUUCAAGCCACUGAUAGCAAGUUCAAGUUCAUUGUAAUUAGUGCAUUUAUUGACAGUCCAGUCUUUGGUCAUUGUUUUGCAAUAUUACGAACGCGGACUGUCAAGUCAAUGUUGAAUUGUCAAUUUUUUGUCGUGUGUCAGUGUCGUCCGACUCACAGUCGGUCAGUGUACAACGGUUGAGCAGAACGUUCGUCCGUCGCUUGCGCACAAGCAAUUUGCAUGAAAUCGCGUUUAUUCAAUUACAAAUUAUCUUAUUACGGACGUUCGGCCCUUGUGUGUUCUGAACUGUUGUGUUGAUACUAAGAAGAUGGCUGUUCUAACGAUCUGAUUCGUAAAUUGUUAUAGAAAAAAUUGUUUUAAAGUCAACGGUCUGUGUCUGUUAUUUGCUAAGCUUACUUUUGUUUUGUUAUUAUUUUCGAAGAGCACUAAAGAAUUCUCAAAAUGAAGUCGAUAGAGAAUAAAGAAGAGGGAUCGGACGAAGAAUCGGGACUGGGAUACCAGAACACAUUGAUGUAUGGUCGCUAUCAACGCGACCUCAGCGAAGCGGCAAGAGAAGAAGCAAGGAGACUCCGUAGACUGCGCAAGAAGAGACGCAGAGACGACAAACUCCGACAAAAGGAGCUGGCGGCUACCGGGAAACCGCGACCCAGGGGGAAGUUCUUUAAAGUUUUAGGCUACAUAUGGAGACACACGUUCGCUCGUUUAGGCGAAGACUGGAUCUUUCUCGCCGUUCUCGGUAUAAUCACGGCUAUACUUAAUUUCGCUAUGGACAGAGGGAUCGCUAUCUGCAAUAAUGCUCGCAUGUGGAUGUACAAUGACCUGGCAACGUCCACGUUCAGUCAGUAUGUGGCUUGGGUGUCUCUGCCCGUAUGCCUGAUACUAUUCGCUGCUGGCUUCGUGCAUAUUGUUGCUGCACAGAGCAUAGGUUCAGGCAUACCGGAAAUGAAGACGAUUCUCCGAGGUGUCCACCUAAAAGAAUAUUUGACCUUCAGAGCACUCAUAUCCAAGCUCAUCGGUCUCACUGCCACAUUAGGAUCUGGUCUUCCACUAGGGAAAGAAGGACCGUCAGUUCACAUAGCCUCAAUGGUGGCCACACUGCUCUCCAAGCUGGUGACCACCUUCCAAGGGAUCUACAGCAACGAGUCUCGGAACAGCGAGAUGUUGGCCGCAGCUUGUGCUGUCGGCGUGGCCUCGUGCUUUGCCGCACCUGUUGGCGGCGUGCUCUUCUCCAUAGAAGUCACGACGACGUACUUCGCUGUGAGGAACUAUUGGAGGGGAUUCUUUGCGGCUUGCUGCGGGGCUAUCAUGUUCAGGCUUCUGUCGGUUUGGUCUGGCGCUAUGCCGACUAUCAAACCUCUGUUCCCAACGAACCUACCGCAGGACUUUCCUUUCGACCCCCAGGAGUUUGCCGUCUUCGUUCUUCUUGGUGUGGUGUGCGGUCUCUUAGCCUCGUUAUGGAUCUGGUUGCAUCGGCAGUACGUUUUGUUUAUGCGGAACACAAAAACCUUAAGCAACUUCUUGCAGAAGAACCGUUUCAUAUAUCCCGGCUUCAUAACUCUGGCCGUGAUGUCGAUACUGUUCCCGCCAGGCAUCGGGAAGUACAUGGCAGCAGUUCUAGGGAAUCAGGAACAGGUGCUGUCCCUUUUCGCGAACUUCACUUGGUCCGAUGAGUUGACCGCGGAACAAGCCUCAAUAGUGUCUCAUUGGAGGACACCCGAAGUUGAAUAUUGGGGGUGCCUCAUCAUCUUCUUCUUUUCUAUUUUCUUCCUGAGUAUGGUCUCUUGCACUCUGCCAGUUCCGGCGGGCAUUUUCGUGCCGGCUUUCAAAAUGGGAGCUUCGUUGGGACGGUUCACGGGCGAAGUGAUGCACUACUUCUGUCCGCUCGGCGUGGCUUAUGGAGGACACAUCCAGAAGAUUCUACCAGGAGGGUACGCGGUCGUCGGAGCCGCGGCCUUCACCGGCGCCGUCACUCACACUGUCUCCACCAUUGUCAUAGUCAGCGAAAUGACCGGGCAGGUAACUCAUCUCCUUGGCAUAAUGGCGGCGGUUUUGGCGGCAAAUGCAGUAGCGGCUCUGCUUGGACCUUCCUGCUUCGACAGUAUCAUCCUCAUCAAGAAGCUACCCUACCUGCCCGAUCUGCUUUCCUCUGCUAGUCGUAUGUAUGACAUUUGCGUGGAGGACUUCAUGGUGCGUGAGGUCAAGUACAUAUGGAACAGAAUGACCUUCCAACAACUGAAGGAUCUCUUGAAAGAGAACAAGGCCAUAAAGAGUUUCCCGCUGGUGGACAGUCCGGCGUCGAUGGUGCUGCUGGGGUCCAUCCACCGCUGGGAGCUGGUGCGCGUCAUCGAGCGGCAGGUGGGGCGCUCGCGGCGGCUGCAGGUGGCCGCGCAGUGGCACCGCCGCGCGCUGCAGGACGAGGCCCGCGCCCGCACCAGGAGACCCUCCAGAUUCGAGGUGACUCCUGCUCCGGACAUGCUACACGCGCCGGGGACCGGCAUGACGCGAGGGUCCUCGCUCACCACCAAGGACCAAGGAGGACUACUGCCAUCUCCGGGUCAGCUGUUCCGGCCGAAGUCCAUCCUGAAGAAGACGAACUCGUUCACGUUGACGCGCGGACUGGCCUCCCCGCCCCCGCAGGCGACCACCCCCUCCCCCGCGUCCUCCCCGGCGCAAGUGUACAGCACCGUCACCGGAGCCGAGACCAGGAUCCGCGCGGCCUUCGAAGCCAUCUUCAGGCGGUCGACGCUGCUGCAGGACGUGGAGGGAGGCCUCUCCGACCAGCUCACCCCCGGACUGCCGAGGAGUCCCUCCAUCAACAAGAAAGUUCAACUGCCCCGCGAGCGAGUCUGCGACAUGUCCCCCGAGGACCAGAAAGCCUGGGAGCAACUAGAGAUGGCUAAAGAAAUUGACUUCGAUCGGAUGCUUGGCAUCGCCAGGAAACGAGAUCUGCUGCCCGAGGACUCGGAGUACGAGGACGAGACGCUGUACAUCUGCCACAUCGACCCGGCGCCCUUCCAGCUGGUGGAGAGGACUUCUCUACUCAAGGUCCACUCACUGUUCUCCACGCUGGGGGUGAGCCGCGCUUACGUCACGGCCAUCGGCAGACUCAUCGGGGUCGUCGCGCUCAAAGAGCUCCGAAAAGCGAUCGAAGACGUGAACAGCGGCGUGCUGACGGUCGCCACCCGGCCCUCGCCUCCCACCACCCCGCUGCCCACCAUCAUUAAGGUGCCCUCCACGCAGCCCGCACCGCCCUCCGACAGCGAGACCGCCAAACUAACGACGUCGGAGAAGACAUAAAUUAAUAUAACGAAAUUUGAGAGCCACUGGCUGUGAAAUUGUUUGAGAAACAUUGACCCUUUUGUUGUACUAUACGUAGUACAGUGGAUAGGGGAGAAUCGGGACGCUUUUCAAUUCCAAAAAAAAUAAUUUCAGCGGUUUUUCUUAGAGUAAUACCAAUAAAAUUGAUAUUAAAAUGCUUCCGGAGGCUAAAAUUUUUAUAUACGAUGCAUUAUUAUUAUAGAUAGUUCAUUAAAAAUAUACACAAAAACUUAACAAGCUAGCUUGACCUGAUCCACCUUGGCUUUUGGGUGAAUCGGGUCACGUAUGGGAACAAUAGAGUUUUUCGUUAGGGCUGGCACUGUUUAGUUGUUAGGUAGGUACUUACCUUCGGGUAAUUAACUAUUCAAUAUCAUUAAUCAGUUACAAAACUCUGAUGACAAAAUUAAACUAUCUAAUACCCUUAAACACUAAAUAAAAGUUAUUUUCAAUUCAACAAAUUUCAAUCUCACAAAAGCGUUGUCACAACCCAGAUUUGUCCCUAUUCCCCCCAAUCUGCGGUACAGACGUUAUAUUGUAUAAAAAAGUAAUUAGUUGACUGUUUCUCGUUAAUUAACUGUAUUUAUUGCUUUAGUAUUAACGUAGUGGCUAUUUAGUUAAGCUAAAAUAAAUAUGAGUGUACAUGUGUAUAUAUAUAUAGAAGACAAUGAUUUUUGUUUAGUGAAUCUUAAAGUGCAGACUAAAAUCUGUGAUUGUUUGCGGAGGGCACCAGUGACGGUGUUGUUAACUAGAAUUUUAAUGAUAAAUCUUUUCCAGCAAAAAGAUAAAUAUUCCUUCGUAGAAAUAUACAAAUGUAGUGAUUUUUUUUAAGUCAAUUUUGUUUCUAGCCACAUUUUAAUGUUGAUUCGAGUACAACUUAUUAGUGUAUAUAAGCAAUAUACAGGCCUUUUCUGAGGAAAAAACAAAGAAAAAUCGCUCAGAAAAAAUCAUAUUGAGGGCAUUUCGUUUUAAACCCGACAUUUAUAUUUGUAUUUAAAAGUCCGUUUUCUUUAGUAUUAUUAACAUAAACAGAUCGAUUUUUUAAUCGAAGUUCAAUUAUGCUUAUACCAGUCAAAUAGCUGAAAAAGUUUUUUUUUGUUUUCAUGAUAUUUUUCCCUUAUACACAGCAUUCCCUAUUCCAAGAGCAAUCCGAUUUAAGGAUGAAAAAUGAAGAUAAUCACAAUACUACAUAUCUAAAAAGAAGUUUCACUUCUAUCACGUGCACGAAGUUGCACGGGCAUUUUUCUUUUUAAAAUCAAAUUGCAACGCCCUGUAUACAAAUCGCCAAAUUAUAAUGAAUCAAGGCUUGUGAUCGUCCAAAUCAUUCCAACUUUAUAUAUUUUAUUAGUUAAUAAGAGUGAAACACAAUUAUUAUAUACAGCGGUCAUAUAAUUAGAAACACUUCUUAUGAAUAAAAGAAGUAUAACUUCAACAUACAAAUUUUGCCCUAUUUAUUGUUUAAUUUCAAAAUAACUAUUGCCGUGAAGUAUCUCACAUAAGGUCAAGGACCCUUGGUAGUGUUUCUAAUUAUACGACCAUCACUGUAUAUUUAUGAAAUGCCAUGUAAGUAAAUUAUUUAAAAAAAAAAAACAAAAACAACACAACAAAAUAAUAAUUGCCAGAAUAAAUCCGUUGUAUAAUUAUUGUUAUAUGAAUAGUAUGUUCUUAAAUCAACAAUAACAAUAUUAAUGUAAUUAGUCAAUAGUAUUGAUUUCGCACCUUUAGAAUUGAAGAGGCAUAACUAAAAAUUUUAAGAAAAUCAGUUUUAUAUUUGGUACGACUUAUAAACAUGUAGUUAUUCUAUCAGAUAAUAAAAUUAAAGUUUUUAAAUUAAAAAUUAAAUUUAUAUUUUCCGUCUGUUUUAAAUCAAGCGCAUACUUUAAACUUUAAGGUAAGCGCUAUAAGGCUUAAAGUAUUUAAAAUGGAAACUGAAAGAAAUUACAAUUCUCUAAUAAAAUUUUUGGGGUUUAUCAAAAAAAAAAAAGAAUUUUGUAUUAAGCCACUUUAAUUCUAUAAGUACGAUUUGCUGAUCUAAGUGUGAAUACUGUAAUACAAAAAUACCUUUUAAUAAUAUUAGUCGAUACUGACCUCUGUGUCCGGGGUCACUGAACCCUACGUACAUAUCUCGAGAUACAUCUUUUAACAAUGUUCUCGCACUGUUGACACGUUAAUUAAACCUGACUUUAGAUAGUGAAACUAGUUGAUAAAUUUGUAUUUCAAGACUUAAAUGCGAACAAAAUACAUAAUAAUAUAUAAUAAAAAUAAUUUAAUUAUUCAAACAUAAUGUAAGGUAAAUGCUUUAAUCAAUACAAAUAAAUAUAAUUGCAGUCUCUGUUUGUAAUAAUAAAAUAACCACUUUUUACUAAAUGCGUAAAUAUGUACACCACAGUACAUAUACCAAAAUCUGUAUAUUUUAUUUAUUUUUGUCUGUCUGUCUGUUUGUUGCGGCUAAUGUCUGGAACGGCUGGACCGAUUUUGACGAGACUUUCACUGAUAUAUAGCUGAUGAUAUAAGGAGUAACUUAGGCUACUUUUUUAGACUAGCUUCGCUCCGCGGCGUCACCCGCGAUACGACAAUAACCGCGGGUAACAUCGCAGGACUCUGCUAUCAAUAAUAAAAUUUAAUGUUUCCGAAGCGAAGCGGGGACAGGUCGCUAGUACUGAAAUAAAUCUACGGUUUCUCUACCUAUUGUUGCCGAAAGGCGAAACUGUUAUUUUUAUAUAUUAGAAACUGUUAUUUUUGUGUUGACAACACUGAACAAUAUGGCCGAUUUGGCGUAACCAUACAACGGGAAGUUCUUAACGCGUUUCUCCCUAAGUCAGUUGCUUAUCUCGGUUUUAUAAGUUAUAAUAGGCGCUUCGUAACACACAGACUUCGAUAAAUCCGCUGAGGAAAAGAACUGCUGUCAUUUCUAUGCCAUUGAGACUGACCUCACACCCCAAGAAGCGCGGUGGAUUCAUCUGCCCAAUCACGUACAGUAGCGCAAUGGUCAACACAAAACAAAGCCAAAAGUAAAUCGUACCCGAGUACUAACAAAAUACUCCCUUAAUGUAAACGGAAUAUGAUUUAUAUUUAAUUAACGACGGAUAUAUUAAUUAUCAGUUCGUAUUUCUCGUGUCACAUACGCGGGUCGUUGACCUUGCUGAUUUCCGUGUGCCCGACUUUGGGCGGUAGCUUUAAAAAUCUUCUAUUUCGAGAUGAACUUAUAAUUAGUAUUAAGUUAUUUACGAAACGCCAUUUUAGUAUUAUGAUGUGCUUUUUUUUUUAUUGUGAUCUUGUUUUGUCGAACUAUAAACGAUAUUUUUUGUGUCGUU